Aspergillus melleus is the source of this 2808-nucleotide messenger RNA. It is a transcript of the gene SGD1, whose product is annotated as MIF4G domain-containing protein. Gene Ontology annotation, cellular component: nucleolus. NCBI's taxonomy places the organism in Eukaryota, Fungi, Ascomycota, Eurotiomycetes, Eurotiales, Aspergillaceae. Gene Ontology annotation, biological process: ribosomal small subunit biogenesis. The transcript is spliced from 2 exons. Bases 1 to 2808 code for a protein of 935 amino acids. Gene Ontology annotation, molecular function: RNA binding; protein binding. The record is from RefSeq and is a predicted model, not a curated record.
AUGCCUCGGCUCAUGCAUAAUACGACCUCUUUGCCGAGGAACCUACGCGUUGAAUUGGACAUCAAGGACCACUACGGCGAGAAGAAGAAGAGGUUUCAGCGAAACGGACCGGCAUCGCGAAAAGAUCGACGACGAGAAGAGCGCAACAGCAAGAAGACAAACUCGCGACAAGGCCCGGGCGGAUUCCACGGAGGACAACGACAGGGCUACCAGGAGCGGGGUGGUCGCGAUAAUGAUGACAAUCUUGACGGAAUGGACUCGGAUAUGGGUGGAUCGGAUGACGAGGGGGAUGUUAUGGCAAAAUUGAAGGCCGCUAAACAAAAGAAGGCUGCGCCUAAACCAAGUGGAGAGGAGGAUGUGAUGGCGCAAUUGAAGGCUGCCAAACAAAAGAAAGCUGCGACGCCCAAGGCAGGCGCAGAGGAGGAUGUGAUGGCACAAUUAAAGGCCGCGAAACAGAAGCAGAAGGAAACGCAAUCCAAAGCGGGCGACAGCAAAUCAAAGAAGGGCAAGAAGAGGGAUCACGAUGGCGACGAGGACAUGAAUGACGUACCGUCAGCACCGAAGGUUUCUAGGGCGGUUCAGGAAAAACUGGACCAGGACGACGCAGAGAUUGCCGCGCUAGAAAAGAGGCUUGGACUCAAGAAGGGAAAGAAACUUCCGAAAUCAUUUGCAGACGAUGGUCUAGAUGACUUGCUAGGCGACUUGGAUGACGGGUCAGCGGAUGAAGGUCGCAAGCGCAAAAGAGAAGCCGACGAUUGGCUGCGGAGCAAACGAAGAAAGGCUCAAGGGUUGAAGUCCGACAGUGAAUCUGGCGAGGACGACAGUGACAUGGGAAGCGAUAUGGGAUUGGACGACUUGGACGAAUUGGAGGACGGUGACUUGGAUGAUUUGGACGACAUGGAUGACGAAGACGAAGAUGACGAGGAGGAGGAGGGUGAUGAGGAUGAUGAUGCUUUCGGCGAGUUUGAUGAGGAUGAUGAGGACGAGGAUGAAGGGGUCGACGAAGAGGAAGACAAGCCUGCCCCCAAGAAACGCGAAAAUCCCUACGUUGCGCCUGUAGCUCCAGAGCCAACAGAAAACAAACCGCAAAAAUACAUCCCACCCUCUCUGCGCGCCGCCUCGAAUUCAGAAUCCGAAACCCUCAUUCGCCUACGGAGACAAGCCCAAGGACAUCUCAACAAGCUGUCCGAAGCGAACAUGGUAUCGAUUCUCUCGGAAUAUGAGAAGCUUUAUCGGGAUUAUCCUCGAGGGGAAGUAACGUCCACCCUGAUUAAUCUGCUAUUCGGGUUGAUUUGCGAAAGGUCUGCCUUGCAGGAUACCUUCGUAAUUCUCCAUGCGGGUUUCAUUGCGGCUGUGUAUAAGGUGGUCGGCAUCGACUUCGGUGCGCAACUUGUGCAGAAGAUCGUGGAGAUGUUUGAUGCUGGAGGUGACGAGAAGGGCAAGUUCGAGGGCAAGGAAGCCAUCAAUUUGAUCUCCCUUCUGUCACAGCUGUACAACUUCCACGUCAUCGGAAGCACCCUUAUCUUCGACUACAUCCGACUCUUCCUGCAGGAAAUCACGGAAGAAAACACCGAAUUGCUGCUCAAGAUUAUCCGAAACUCCGGACCUCAGUUGCGACAAGACGAUCCCUCGUCCCUGAAAGACAUUGUCCUCCUGAUUCAACCCGCUGUCGCCAAAGCCGGCGAAGCUGCCCUCACAGUCCGAACGAAGUUCAUGAUCGACACUAUCACCGACCUCAAGAAUAACCGCAUGAAGUCCGGUGUGGGCGUCGGCUCGACUACGGUGACCUCCGAGCACAUCACCAAGAUGCGCAAGAUCCUCGGUGGACUGAACAACUCGCGCGUCAUCCGCGCCACAGAACCCAUCAGCAUCUCGCGCGACGACAUCCACAACGCCUCGAAAAAAGGUAAAUGGUGGCUCGUCGGUGCCAGCUGGAAAGAAGACCCGCUCGAGUCCGCGCGCAACGAACUCUCCGCAACCAACCAGCACGGGCUGCCCGCAGAGGCCGACGACUCAGACAGCGAAGGCGAACCCGACUACGCCUCCCUCGCUAAAGCCCACCGCAUGAACACCGAUGUCCGCCGGUCCAUCUUCGUCGCCAUCAUGUCCGCGCCCGAUUACCAAGACGCACACGUUCGGUUGCUCAAACUCCGCCUCAAACGCGCCCAGGAAUACGAGAUCCCCCGUGUUCUCACCCACUGCGCCAUGGAGGAAGAAGCCUACAACCCGUAUUACAUGCUCAUCGCGCGCCGGCUCUGCGGCGAAAUGGGUCGCCGUAUUAAAAUUUCAUUCAUGUACACCCUGUGGAACAUCUUCAAGCGCAUGGGAGAGACCGGCGCCGACGAGGACGAGGACGACGACUUUCACGCAGACGACGAGCAAUCGAACAUGCCUAUGAAAUCGGUCGUCAAUCUGGCUAAGUUCUACGGCACUUUGAUCGCCGAUGGCACGUUGAACCUGGGGAUUCUGAAAACGCUGAACUUCGCGUACCUGCAAUCCAAGACGAGCACAUUUGUUGAACUACUCCUUAUCACGACGAUUCAGCAAUCGCAGAAGAGUAAACGCAGCAAGAAAGAUAAGAAGAAGAAGAAGGCCGGAGAGGAUGAAGAGGCUCGGGAUGAGCAGGCGCUGAUGGAGAUCUUUAUGCGGACGAGGGACACGCCGCAGGUCGUCAAGGGAUUGAUGUAUUUCAUCAGGAAGGUGGUUUCCAAGUCGGAUAUUGUGUCGGAGAAGGAGCAGAAGGUGGUGCGUUGGGGGUGCAAGGUGGCCGUUGAUGCAUUGAAGGUGGUUGCGAAGGAGUCGGAUUAA